AUGGCAUCAGCCAGGUUGCUCGUCCGGGGACCUGGUGAUGGAAGAGGUCGCAACAUAGUACCGUUUCAGCGAGUUUCAGUCUGCGGUAUUCAUGUUACUGGGGUGCCAUUUGAUGAGUUGGUGCGUUCUGCUGAACUGUUAAUAAAUGCUCUCAACCUUCGCCGCAAUUACAUGGAUAUUUCUCACCAAUCAUUCCCGACUGGUCUCGCAUAUUAUUUGGACCAUCACGAAGCACCCCCCAGACCAACUUUUAAACAGAGCUCGGUAGACUAUGGUGGGGCUGUGCUUAAGUUUGAUAGUGCAAAGGCAGACCAGUAUAUAAAAUUAUCGACAUGCUCCUCCGAAGAACUGUGCAAUGCGAUCCCAUUGAGGGAACAUGAGAGCCGAUCUGAACAUCAUAUGCAUAUGACUGGAACCAUAAUGACAAUUAAAGCCGGUACUCAUCGCGAGUCUUGUGAUAGUCAGGAGGACUUGGAUCGCUUUUUAAAAGCAUCUGAUGCCUGGACAUGUUAUGUGCCGCCUGACAGCAAGUACCUCUAUCGUUGGGAACGUGGUGUGGUCCAAAUAUACCGGAAUGAAGAGGACAUGAUAGCACGACACCCGCUUAAUUACCGGAAUGUUACCUUUGUUAAGUAUGUGGAGGAUUUGUCGCGUCUCUCAGACAUGAUCGCUGAUGGUCCACUCAAAUCGUUCUGUUAUCGUCGCUUGAGUUACCUGUCUUCGAAAUUUAAAAUGCAUGUUCUUCUAAAUGAACUGCACGAGUUGGCAUUACAGAAGGCAGUUCCACACCGUGAUUUUUAUAAUAUUAAAAAAGUAGACACACAUAUUCACGCAGCAUCAAGCAUGAACCAGAAGCACCUUCUGCGUUUCAUCAAAAGGACACUGCGCAGCUGUGCUGAUGAAGUAGUAGCAGUUCAUAGAGGAAUUCCUAAGACCCUAAGAUCUGUGUUUGAAGAGAUGAACCUAGAUGCUUACGAUUUGAAUGUUGACCUACUCGAUGUCCAUGCGGACAGAAACACAUUCCAUCGCUUCGAUAAAUUCAACGCUAAAUACAAUCCCGUCGGUGAAAGCAGAUUGAGAGAAGUCUUUCUCAAAACCGAUAACUAUAUGAAUGGGACAUAUUUCGCGAGGAUAAUCAAGGCUAGUAAAAUCAUCACAUCACAUUUUCUCAUCAAUGGCCAGCGGGAGGUAAUAGCAGACUUGGAAGAGAAUAAGUACACAUACGUGGAGCCCCGCAUCUCCAUCUACUGUAAGAGUAUGUCCGAAUGGAGUAAACUUGCAUCAUGGGCCCUGCGCAAUGAUGUCCACUCUUCCCAUGUGCGGUGGUUGGUGCAAGUGCCUAGACUGUAUGACAUCUACCGCAUCAACAACCUGCUGAACAACUUCCAGGAGUUUCUGAACAACCUCUUUGAUCCACUUUUCCAAGUAUCAGUCAACCCACAAUCGAAUAUUGAACUUCACAAAUUUUUAACGCAUGUGAUAGGUUUUGACAGCGUGGACGACGAAUCAAAGCCAGAGAAUCCAAUUCUUAGCGAAAACAUGCGAAGUCCAGACGAAUGGAAUGAUGAAGAGAAUCCACCAUACGCUUAUUACCUGUACUAUAUGUAUGCCAAUAUGGUUACUCUGAACCAACUAAGAAAAGAGCGCGGUUUAAACACCUUCGUGCUUCGCCCCCAUUGCGGGGAAGCUGGACCUCCGUCUCAUCUAAGCGCCGCAUUUUUGCUGGCUGAGAAUAUUUCACACGGGCUUAUAUUAAGAAAGGUGCCAGCUCUUCAAUAUGCUUAUUAUUUAGCCCAAAUCUACAUCGCCAUGUCGCCACUCAGUAAUAAUUCACUCUUCCUGAGAUACCAUCGGAAUCCGUUGCCGGAAUAUUUUGAGCGCGGACUCAAAGUUACACUUAGCACUGACGAUCCACUGCAGUUCCAUUACACAAAGGAGCCCCUGAUGGAAGAAUACAGCGUAGCGACGCAAGCAUGGAAAUUGAGCACUUGUGAUAUGUGUGAACUUGCUAGGCAUUCUGUCAUCAUGUCUGGGUUUCCAGAUGAGAUGAAACAACACUGGUUAGGACCAAAUUAUAAACGGGAGGGGCCGGAAGGUAAUGACAUCACUCGCACUAAUAUACCGGACUUGAGACUCGCGUAUCGACACGAAACUCUACUUGACGAGCUCGAUAAUCUCUUCAAGGGUGUAACGUGA
This is a messenger RNA of Leptosia nina, 2196 nucleotides long. The record is from the annotation of a GenBank genome assembly. NCBI's taxonomy places the organism in Eukaryota, Metazoa, Arthropoda, Insecta, Lepidoptera, Pieridae.